Messenger RNA from Papilio machaon (common yellow swallowtail), 560 nucleotides. RefSeq names its product flexible cuticle protein 12. Lineage: Eukaryota; Metazoa; Arthropoda; Insecta; Lepidoptera; Papilionidae. The coding region runs from base 94 to 414 and encodes 106 amino acids. The record is from RefSeq and is a predicted model, not a curated record. The transcript is spliced from 3 exons. Gene Ontology annotation, molecular function: structural constituent of chitin-based larval cuticle. Gene Ontology annotation, cellular component: chitin-based extracellular matrix.
CGCGCGUAUAAAUACUCAUCGCAGCACCAACAUAUCGUCAGUCGCUCAGCUGCCUUCUCAUCAUCCACAAACAAAACAACUAAACUCAACAAAAUGAAACUGUUCAUUGUCGCCGCUCUGUUCGUUGCCGCCGCCAUGGCCGCACCCACCACCAUCGACGGUCAGGCCCAGAUCGUCGUCCAAAACAUCGACAACAUCGGCACCGGUCCCUACGCCUACGAAUCCGAAACAUCGAACGGUAUCGUCCAAAAGGAGCAAGGUCAGCUAAAGAACGUGGGCACUGAAAACGAAGCACUUGAGGUUCGCGGCCAGUACUCUUACCCUGGUGACGAUGGCGUCAUCUACACCAUCACCUACAUCGCCAACGAGCUCGGCUUCCAGCCCCAGGGCGCCCACAUUCCCCAAUCACAAUAAACAGCUCUCGUAUAACUAAAUAUCUAGUCCAAAAAUACUCAACUUCCCCACUCCUUUCCUGUAGUACUUUAGAGAAAUCGUAUUAGAACGAUUCUGUGAUACAAACACGAUACAAAUAAUGUUAAUAAAGAAGUUACAAUAAUUUA